Molecule: messenger RNA, 1313 nt
Organism: Planococcus citri (citrus mealybug)
Lineage: Eukaryota; Metazoa; Arthropoda; Insecta; Hemiptera; Pseudococcidae
Product: gamma-glutamyl hydrolase-like
Exons: 4
Coding region: 306-1280 (324 amino acids)
Biological process (GO): tetrahydrofolylpolyglutamate metabolic process
Cellular component (GO): vacuole
Molecular function (GO): gamma-glutamyl-peptidase activity
Source: RefSeq, a predicted model, not a curated record
GGUAAUGUAUAAAUGUAAAGUAUGUAUAUGAGAUAAGCUACCAAUAUUUUUUAUUAUCUCGAAUGAAUUGUUUGAAAAAAUACAUAUGACAUUGUUUCUAUAAUAUCACACUUGUCGUUUUUGUAUACUAACCACAUGACUGUACAGUAUUAUCUAUAACGUUUAUUUAAUUCAAUUGUCGAUUGUUGUUAUGUCUCCAAAAACUUCUACAGUGCAUCUGAUUGUUCUACAGCGUGUACCUACAAUUUAGUCUCAUUUAAACAACCGUUGCAAGUACACGUGGUAUUUUAAUUUUUUCGUUACAAAUGUUGUUGUUAUGUGAAUUAAAUAUGGCGAAAAUCGCCAUCUUAAUAAAUAUAUUUUUCUUAUUACAAUGCGGUUUUUGUAAGAGAAGUGUUAAAGCGAAUAAAUCGCCGAUUAUAGGCGUUCUAUCGCAAGAGCUUUUGUUUCGAAACCUAGAACUUUUUCCAGCAUCUAGUAGUUUUAUAGCUGCUUCGUACGUGAAAGCUGUUGAAAGCUCUGGAGCUCGAGUCGUGCCAGUUGUUAUCAACAAGCCGGAAUCUUACUAUAGGAAUAUUUUGAAUUCAGUGAAUGGUUUAGUGUUGCCUGGAGGUGCCACUUUCCCAGGUGAUGGAAAUCCUUAUUACGAUUCGGUAAAAAUGGUUUACAAAAUUGCAAAAGAGAUGAACGAGAAUGGCACAACGUUUCCUAUUCUGGGAGUCUGCUUGGGAUAUGAAUUCAUGCUGAUCGUAGCAAAUAAUGACAACAAUAUACUAAAAAGAUGCAACGUAACCCACGAAAAUCUACCUAUAAAAUUCCACAGCCCAUACUUUCAAAGUACUCUGUUUUCACGUCUGAGUACACGACAAGCACACACUUUACAAUAUCUCAAUAGUACUGUCAACUUUCACAGGUGGUGUGCUCAUGUGACCGAUUUUGACAAUUCGAAUCUGAAUCAAGACUGGAGAAUAACUUCCACCAGUACUAGUUUAAACAAUACAGAAUUCAUAGCCAGCGUCGAACACAAAAAGUAUCCAUUUUUCGCGAUCCAAUUUCAUCCUGAGAAAGUAUCAUUCGAAUGGAAUCCCGAUCACAAUAUACCACACUCCGAACCAAUAGUGCUAGCCAAUCGGUAUUUCUACGAUCAAUUGAUCUAUCACGCUAAGAAAAAUUUCAAUAAAUUUGCCACUAUAGGUGAAGAGAACAAUUCGCUAAUUUACAAUUAUUUUCCUCGUUUUACCGCUUCGGUGACGAGUUAUUUACAAAUGUAUGUAUUUUAAUCGCCAAAUUACACAUUUUUUUAUACUCUGGAA